UCCGGGUUGUGUACAGUUGCAAAACAUCCAACCGGGUAGUUGUGGAAAAGGACAGUCUCCGAGAAAAACCCUGGAUAACGCAACGCUAGGAAAAUGAUGCUAUCAGAAGUCCUGCAGGUGCUGCGUGGGGCCGGUAAAGUGGGGUCUGCCCUGGUCACCACCCAGGGUGAACAGCUCCGGUUAAUGGCCUGCAACUCCACCCUGGGGUCAAAGGGUGGGGCUGGGAUCAAAGUUGCUCAGGAUGUGGUGGAAGGACUGAUGGGCACCUUUAUGGGCGGCAGCACUGCGCAGCAGUCAAUAAAAGAAGACGUGUUUCCGGAUGCGGAGGGUUGGGAGAAUAUGGACCCUGAUGAGGCAGCCAAAUGGGCUGUGGGGUCAGAGUUCCCCCCUGAAUCUCCAGAGCAAAGCCAGACAGAAGCUGGAGCUGCAGCAGAAAAGGCAACAGGAGUUCAUCCUCCCGCAGGGGUAGCUCCUGCAGGAGCGGGCUGGCCCGGACAGAGUGCUCGCUUUCUCCACACGACCCACAGACAGAAGCUGAGUGACCGCGCCAAAGAGAGGAAGGUGCCUGCCACAAGAAUCAGCAGGCUGGUUAAUUUUGGGGGACUGGCAGUAGGACUCGGGAUCGGUGCCAUUGCAGAAGUGGCGAAACAGUCAUUUGGAGGCAAACAAAAAGGAGAAAUGGGUGCCCUGUUAGACUCUCCUCUCCUGUCAGAGGCCAAUGCUGAGAGAAUAGUCAACACGCUGUGCAAGGUCCGUGGGGCCGCACUCAAGAUAGGACAGAUGCUUAGUAUUCAAGACAACUCCUUCAUCAACCCCCAGUUGCAGAAGAUCUUUGAAAGGGUCCGACAGAGCGCAGACUUCAUGCCUGCCUGGCAGAUGAAUAAAGUUCUGGAGGAGGAACUGGGGCCAGGCUGGCGAGAGAAGCUAUCGUCCUUUGAGGAAAAACCGUUUGCAGCAGCAUCCAUCGGCCAGGUGCAUCACGGGGUGUUAAAAGACGGUAGAGAAAUCGCCAUGAAGAUCCAGUACCCCGGAGUGGCAGAGAGCAUCCACAGCGACAUAAACAACCUCAUGUCAGUUCUGAAAAUGAGCGUGGUCCUGCCAGAAGGUCUGUUUGCAGACAGCAGCUUAGAGGUUCUUCAGAGAGAGCUGGCAUGGGAGUGUGACUACAAGAGGGAAGCAGAGUGUGCCAAGAAGUUCAGGUCCCUGUUGGAGGGAAAUGAGUUUUUUCAAGUCCCCAAGGUGAUUGAUGAGCUGUCAGGCCGCAGGGUGCUGGCCAUGGAGCUCGUUCAGGGAGUCCCACUGGACUGUUGCGUAGACCUGGACCAGGAGACCAGGAAUGAGAUCUCUUACAAGAUCCUCCAGUUGUGUCUCAGGGAGGUGUUUGAGUUUAGGUUCAUGCAGACGGAUCCAAACUGGGCCAACUUUUUCUACAACUCAGACACCAACAAGAUUGUUCUGUUGGACUUUGGAGCGUGCAGGAGCUACCCAGAAUCCUUCACAGAUGACUACAUACAGGUGGUGCACGCAGCUUCUGUUGGUGAUCGAGCCACUGUUCUUUCCAAAUCGAAGGACCUGAAAUUCCUGACAGGCUUCGAGGCCAAGGCCUUUGCGGAUGCCCACGUGGAGGCGGUGAUGAUCCUCGGUGAAGCCUUCGCGUCUGCGGAGCCCUUCGACUUCGGCACCCAGAGCACCACCCAGCGCAUCCAGAGCCUCUUCCCCGUCAUGCUACGCCACCGCCUCACCCCUCCACCCGAGGAGACGUACUCCCUGCACCGCAAGAUGGCCGGCUCCUUCCUCAUCUGCUCCAAACUGAGCGCUCGCAUGCCGUGCAGGGACAUGUUCAUGGAUGUGUACAACAACUACAACCAGAGGAGGCAGGCGGCUCAGGCAGCACAGGCCACUGCUUAGACCCUCAGGGACUAGUUUAAUACCUAAAUCUUCAUAGGACUUUUUCAGAGUGGGCUGCUAAGUAAAGGGACAGAAAAGAUGGAGUCUUCCAGUGGAGAUGUGGGAUCAGACGUACAUAAGACUUUACACUAUGUCAAUAUGUAACUAUGACAACGUGCUCCAAUGAGGACCAUGGAUGUGCUUGACUCUCUAUGCCUGUCUCCUUUCAGUGCUACAGUCCAUCAGUGUGAGGGUGUAAUGACUGGACGACCCCACCCCAACAUGUCACCCAUUGGGGCUCGACUCUCACACACACGAAUACUUUUCAUCACUUCGACAAAGAGACAGAUAGUCGUGUCAUAACAAAUAUUAUGCUGAACCCCAAAUGGGUUUAUUACUGAUUAAUUCUUUAUUAAUUGAAGAUUAUUUAAUUGAUUUUGGGUGUGUGUGAAUGAUCAUAUUGGCUAAAUGGUUACAUCUCUCUGUCACAGCAAACACUACACACUGCUGCUGUUCAUUCAAGACAGCUUUUAUGAACAGGAAAGAUGAAUAUUCCCUCUGUGUGCUUCUGGCUAAAAUGAAUCCACUCUGACAGCAAGGUCCAACAUAUUUCUAAGAGAAUGGGUAUCUUCUGUCUUAAGGACACAUAAUAAGCCCUGCAUUGCCUAACUGAUCCUGCCAAGUGUGUUCUUUUGUUAGAAGGACUUUGUGUGCUGUUGCAUGAUGAGUUGGCGAAUGAAGCCUUCUCCUAAAUGGGAUGACUGGCAGACUAUACGAGCAGAUUAUCAGAGGAAUUAGGGAAGACAGUCUAAUGGAGUCCCAGUGAGUAAUGGCCUUGCAUUAUAAAAUAUAUUGACAUAAAACAACAUCAAGUGAAAUACUGUCCUUUUUAUUGUUCCUUUAUGAGGUAUGUGUACUGUAACCUACAAGGCAGUGUGCUGUGUGCUUUUUAUGAAAUAAAAUAUGAGAAAGAUUUA
Molecule: messenger RNA, 2864 nt
Organism: Dicentrarchus labrax (European seabass)
Lineage: Eukaryota; Metazoa; Chordata; Actinopteri; Moronidae
Gene: coq8b
Product: coenzyme Q8B
Exons: 17
Coding region: 94-1908 (604 amino acids)
Biological process (GO): ubiquinone biosynthetic process
Cellular component (GO): extrinsic component of mitochondrial inner membrane
Molecular function (GO): kinase activity
Source: RefSeq, a predicted model, not a curated record